AUGACAUCUUUAUCGAGGACCAGAGCGGCGGCCUCUUUUAGUAGUGGAUCUACGCCUGCAGACUUCGUAAAGGAGUGCAUUACGAGGUCUUCCUUCGUUGGAGCCUUGAGGGAGGCCAAUACCCUUAGGAGGCUGCGGCCACUCACUGUUGAUGAGAUAGCAGCGCUGCAAGGCUCAGGGUGUACUGCUGAGGACUGGGGCGAAAUUAUGGUGAUUGGUGACUCCCCCCUAGCUGUUGGCAGGAUUAGGGGGUGUACAUUCCAAGGUAGAAUUGAACUUGCAGUUGAGGAAGGGUCCAAGGUGAGUAUUGGUGAUAGUCGCCGUCAACUUCCAUGUGGGAUCAUAAACAGCUUUUUAGAAGACGUGGUAGUAGAAUCCGGCACUUUAGUAAAGGACUGCGGCCUCGUUGCCAAUACUGUUGUACGGCGAGGUGCAGUUCUUGUGCGUUGCAGUGUGGUAGAAGGGUCAACAGAGCCCCACUGUAAAUAUGGUAAUGGCCAUAGUAUGUCCCUGGCUGAGGAGACAGGGAGUCGCCAUACACGUCAGUUCGCUGAGCUUACUAUCGAAAUAGCGGCUAAGGUGGUCUCGAACAGGAAGGAAUCUGAUGCAUAUCAUGCGGCCGUGGAUGCAUACGUUGACGCAGUUGAAGAUGCUGGGCAAGGGCGGACGAUCAUCGAUGAGAACGCUGAGGUUAUAUCGUGUUGUUCUAUCAAAGGCAGCUAUAUUGGCCGCCACGUGCGCGUUGUGAAUUCGAGAGUUCACAACUCUUCCUUACUUGAGCUCAACAUCGUCGAAGACUGCAGUCUUAACACUGCUAUUCUCCAGAAAAGCGCCAGUGUAGCGACUUUCGGUGUGGUAGAAGGGUCAGUACUCUGUCCGACAGUCCACGUUGAACGGCAUGGGAAAGUGUUCGACUCCAUCAUCGGGCCGGGCUCUGGAGUGGCCGAGGGGGAGGUCACGGCGUCUUUGGUCGGCCCCUUCGUAGGCUUCCAUCAUCAAGCACUACUAAUAGCGUGUUUUUGGCCUGCCGGUAGGGGCAAUGUUGGUCAUGGUGCUAACGUUGGUUCGAACCACACUGGGAAGGCGCCCGACCAGGAGAACUGGCCAGGCGAGGGCACGUUCUUCGGGCUGGCUUCAAAUAUAAAGUAUCCCUUUCAUUUGGUGGACGCGCCUUAUUCACUUAUUGCUACUGGAGUGAGCUGUUUGCCGCAAGCGAUAGGGUUGCCGUUUAGUCUGGUGAACGAAUCGAGUGAGUAUAUCAACGGCUUGUCUCCCGCGAUUAAUGAAAUAACUCCGGGGUGGAUGCUGAGUGACAACAUGUACUCUCUCUUCCGGAAUGAAGCCAAGUUCGAAUCCAGGCAGCGGAACCUUCCUAAAGAUGGCGUUAUGUAUCAGUUUUCUGUGUUCCGGCCGGAGAUAAUGGACAGAGUAGUGAAGGCUCGUGAUGCAUUGAAGGCAGCAGACCCUAAAGACGCUAAGUUGAAGGACGCUAAGGGUCGCGCAGUUUUCACAGAUAAGGAGAUUCCUAUAAUGGGUAAGAACUGGAUGAACGACUCUACUAGAUUGAUAGCCAUCAAGACCUAUUCUACCUUCCUCCAAUGGUAUGCUAUCAGAGGUCUAUGGCGAAGGCUAGCGUCGAUACAUUUCGAGUCGGGGCACGCAUGCUCUGACGAAGCUGCUAAGCUGGUUUCCAGCACUAUAGCAUAUUUGAAGUCGCCUCCAACCGUUGAUCUCAGUCCGGUUUAUGAGAAUCUCACUGCGUGCGCAUUCACUGAUGAGGCAUCUCAAGCUGAGCUGAGGGAACUGCAAUGGGCACAUGAAUGCAAGGUUCUCCGAACUGAAUGCGAAGACCCACUGAAUGUAGCAGCACUACUCAGGUGGUUCGGAGAAACCAAUCAGGAGAUUGCGCAGUCGUGUAUAACGGCCAAGGCUCGCGAUGAUGCUCGAGGGGCGCGGAUAAUUGGUAAUAACUUUACGGAGGCGCACGAAUCCGCUGAGGAGAAUCAGGUUUGUAAGAACGCUGUGGCGGAGGCCAAUCGAGUUGCAGAGGAAAUUGAAAACUUUCUUGCGACUUCUAAGCUGUGGGAGCUUAUGCGCCAUCAGCUGUGAUGACAUUGAUCACUGAGCACUUUGACUUUUUUCUGAAUUGCUGUUUCUCUCCUUAUA
Molecule: messenger RNA, 2166 nt
Organism: Perkinsus marinus ATCC 50983
Lineage: Eukaryota; Perkinsozoa; Perkinsida; Perkinsidae
Exons: 17
Coding region: 1-2109 (702 amino acids)
Source: RefSeq, a predicted model, not a curated record